AAAUGCAUGAAGUUACUGUGAUUUGUCUACUAGUGUUUCUAUAUUCCACGUGUCAAAUUGCGUUUUCCGUGCCGAUUGUUGUGUCGGAAUUGAAUGGAGAGAAAUUUAGCGCUGCCCCCAACAACACUCCAAUCACCAAAGUGUACAUAUUCGGGCGGCCCGUCUACAUCCGUGAGCCAUUUGUGAUCCCGCAACGGGAUGAGCAGAUAGACUUUCCAAAGCUUAUCGAAGAUGCUUCUAGACAACGGAAACAUCGCGCUCCUUAUGUAGAUGAACCGGUUUUGGCGGCAAAACCGAAAUAUGCAGAACACAAGUAUCCGUUGAAACAGUGUUAUACAGAGACUAGUGGCUUCAUGUGUUGCAACCCAAAACUCGAAAAAGUGAUGUCAGAAACCGCUCUGAAAAUGAAAAGCUCAAAAUCUUGCAAUCUUCAAAAAAUGUCUUCAAUGCUUCAAGCGGCCAGUGAAAAAGCAUUCGGUACGGAUUUCGAAGCAAUCGCUGGAACCGGAGAUUUCGCGUCGAAAAUCCAUUUCUAUUCGGAUUUCGUGUGUAAAAUGGAGAGGGAAGGGAGGACAAUGCUCGUUUAUGCAACACCAAGUCGACAUAACUAUGCAAUGCCUUAUCAAUUGUAAUUUGAUAUGGGAAAUUAAGAAAAUGAGAAAUAAAAUAAAAAUUUUACAGU
Messenger RNA from Caenorhabditis elegans, 682 nucleotides. It is a transcript of the gene grd-15, whose product is annotated as Ground-like domain-containing protein. Bases 3 to 632 code for a protein of 209 amino acids. The transcript has 4 exons. The record is from RefSeq and is marked reviewed. NCBI's taxonomy places the organism in Eukaryota, Metazoa, Nematoda, Chromadorea, Rhabditida, Rhabditidae.